Molecule: messenger RNA, 465 nt
Organism: Tilletiopsis washingtonensis
Lineage: Eukaryota; Fungi; Basidiomycota; Exobasidiomycetes; Entylomatales
Product: cyclase/dehydrase
Exons: 2
Biological process (GO): cellular respiration; ubiquinone biosynthetic process
Cellular component (GO): mitochondrion
Molecular function (GO): ubiquinone binding
Source: RefSeq, a predicted model, not a curated record
UUCACGGCGCAGCAGCUGCACGCCCUCGUGCACGACGUCGACGCCUACUCGCAGUUCCUGCCCUACUGCUCGCACUCGCGCGUCACUGGCGCGGGCACGUCUGAGCCGCAGGACCCGCCGGGCGCAGACGUGCGCCUGGCCGAGCUCGGCGUCGGCUUCAAGGGCUUCAACGAGAGCUACACGAGCCGCGUGCUCAGCGUGCCGGGCAAGCGUGUGGAGGCAACGGCCACCUCUUCGCCCAUCUUCAAGUACCUCCGCACCGUCUGGGAGUUUGAGCCGGCGCCCUCGUCGCAGCCCGAGGCGCCACGCACGACCAUCGACUUCUCGCUGCGCUACGCCUUCGCCAACCCGCUGCUCGCAGCCGUGGCGCGCGCCUCGUGCGAGCGCAUGGCACGCGAGAUGAUCGGCGCCUUCGAGAAGCGCGCAGCCGUCGUGUACGGCCAGCCGCGGCAGCAGGCGCGAUAG